AUGUGGGACUCAGAAUGCGAUUCAGAAAGCUGCAAAAUCGAAGGAGAAAAAUUUUGGGACGGUUUGAGCGAAAUUAAAAGGCUAGAAACAACCAUCGCACACAGGUCAAAAUUUUGGCCAGAAACAUGCGAAGAUUUGCAACCAGAAGACUGUCAAAAAGAAUGCAAAGAUCAAGGGGUUGGGGAUAUAAUCGUCGAGAUUUUCCCGCCAACCUGCGAGGAAACCUGCGGAAGCAUGGAAAGAAACGAGCAGGCUGCUUCGAUAACGGAAAAAUUUAUUUGGAUGCUGGUCCUUGCCGAGCUUUUGAUCUUGAUCAUUUGGUCGAUCGAUGUUCUUGUCGAUGACGAGAAAAAAGACCCGUAUCAAGCAGCGCACUCCUUCCCAACGCUCGGAAUCAAAAUCGACAAACAUCUCUUUGAAAACAACGAAAUCUUAUUCGGCUCAAACAACCUCAACUUCGCCUCUAGCUCUAGAAUCGCCGCCGCCGUCAUUCACAAAGACUUCGACAACAUGAACUUAAUGAACGACAUCGCUCUUCUGAAGCUAGAAACGCCAGGUCAAUUGGAAGCUGGUGAUGAAAUUUGUAUUCCAGAGAAUAAUUGGAACAUGGACGAUGAUUUCCCAUUUGCGACUGAAGCGUUCGUUGCUGGCUACGGUGUCACGAGCUUUGGAGGGUUCGACAAGCAAACGCAGCUUCGAGAAGUGCGAGUUCCCCUCGUCGAUGACGUCACUUGCGAAAACAAGUACGACAAUCUUGGCUUUGGCAACGUCGUCAUGCUCGACGACGCCACCAUUUGCGCCGGCUUCCCGGACGGCUUGAAUCAAGACGACAACGAGGCGGACUCGUGCCAGGGCGAUUCCGGGGGCCCGCUCGUUCAAUUCGACGAAGACCACGGCUACCAUCAAGUCGGAAUCGUUUCAUGGGGCUUCGGUUGUGCCUCGACGUAUGGAAUUUACACCCAAGUUGGGAACUAUGUCGACUGGCUGAAGGAAGCGAGGAAUUCUUUGGACAACUGCAGCUCGAGCUCGGAUUGCCUCGAUCCGGCGAAAGUUGAGUCGACGAAACCAAAACCAACAGCAGCUGUGCAAGUCACUCAAUCCGGGUCGGGAUCCACCCUCAUGUGCAAAAUGAAAAAAGGUCGAAUCGAGCCGCUCCGCGCCGGCUGCCGAAACUGCAAAGAAAUGAAAAAGAACAAAUGCACCGGAAACCCGAAUGAUCCCCUUCAAUGCAACGGUGUGGAAGUGCACAAAACUUGCAAAAGCUGCAAAAACUUCAAAAAGGGAAAAUGCAUCGGCUCCCCUUGUCGGCUCAGCUCGGGCAUUGUUUCGCUACCCGCCGGAUGCAAAAAUUGCAAAAUGCUGAAAAAGAAUAAAUGUGGCGCUGUUCCCGGAAAAUUCACGAAAAUGUAA
Messenger RNA from Oikopleura dioica, 1410 nucleotides. The record is from the annotation of a GenBank genome assembly. Lineage: Eukaryota; Metazoa; Chordata; Appendicularia; Copelata; Oikopleuridae.